ACGGUGAGUUAAGAAGAAAGUAAGAACUCACGGGGGUGGGGGGAUAAAAAUCUGGACAGAUUUGCUACACAUCGAUUAGACGUCCAGAAUCCAUGUCAUGGGCUGGAACCUUUACUUUAUCAAAGCUUAAUAUCCAAAUGGCGGGGCGAAAAUGCGAAAUAAUCGGGAAGCUCUAUAUCCAAAUGGCGGGGCGAAAAUGCAAAAUAAUGCGGAAGCUUAAUAUCCAAAUGGCGGGGCGAAAAUGCGAAACAAUGCAGAAGCUCUAUAUCGAAAUGGCGGGGCGAAAAUGCGAAACAAUGCGGAAGCUCUAUAUCCAAAUGGUGGAGCGAAAAUGCGAAAGAAUGCGGAAGCUCUAUAUCCAAAUGGCGGGGCGAAAAUGCAAAACAAUGCGGAAGCUCUAUAUCCAAAUGGCGGGGCGAAAAUGCAAAACAAUGCGGAAGCUCUAUAUCCAAAUGGCGGGGCGAAAAUGCAAAACAAUGCUGAAGCUUAAUAUCCAAAUGGCGGGACGAAAAUGCAAAACAAUGCAGAAGCUCUAUAUCCAAAUUGCGGGGCGAAAAUGCAAAACAAUGCGGAAGGUCUAUAUCCAAAAUGCAAAACAAUGCUGAAGCUUAAUAUCCAAAUGGCGGGGCGAAAAUGCAAAACAAUGCGGAAGGUCUAUAUCCAAAUGGCGGGGCGAAAAUGCAAAACAAAGCGGAAGGUCUAUAUCCAAAAUGCAAAACAAUGCUGAAGCUUAAUAUCCACAUGGCGGGGCGAACAUGCAAAAAACAAUGCGAAAGCUCUAUAAUCAAAUGACACGGCGAUAAUGCAAAACAUAUAUUGCCGCACAUAAGUUCCUUUUAAUAAUUUCCAAUGUAUUUUAAUUUUGAGUGACAUAAGAUGUUACUUCUAAUAUUAAUGGUCGACUUAAAUCUCCAAAUCAAUGCAUAAUACAUAUAUUUACAAGAGGAAUCACAUAAUGCCAUAUCAUCGCCGAAAGAAGAACAAAAUCAAAAUUGCCUGGCGACAUAUGAUAUCAAACAACAAUGAACAGUAACACAAAAAACUGCACCAAGAGUUAUAGUUCUUAUGCACUGCACUUUUUCUGAAUGGGAUCCACUGUUUCAAUGAAAUUUAAAGUCAAUACCUAAAAGAUUUUACAAAAAGUGCUCCGGACAAAAAUAAGCUUGGAAAUAAACAAUUGGCAAUUACUAAAACAAAUACUGCAGCCAGUGCUAACGCACUCUGAAAUGUAUGAAAACAAGAAAACAUUCAAACCGAAACAUACAAUACGGCUGCAGAGUGAUGGACGCAUAUGAACAUUGGAUGUGAGAAAUGAGUUUGUUUGCAACUGUUUAAUAAUAAAACAAUUUUAACAAGUACAAAAAAUGCCUAUUUUUGCUUAUUCAAGGACCAUAACUCUGGAUAUACUAAGUACCGCGGCAAAUGAUGGUGUUAAUGGAAGAUACAAUACAACUAAAUUUUAUAUAUUUCAUUUGUUCAUUUGCACAUGUUUACCAAAAACGAAAUAUUGAAGUAUACAUAUGAUACAAUUAAAAAAAGUCAUGCGCAUGAAGCUUUUAAUUUUUCUAAGACUGAAGUCUACAGUUUGAAUUUUUUUGCAUGUAUUCGUAACGUUACCCUCUAAUUUUCUUUAAGCACCGUCAUCAAUCUAUUGUGUUUAUACGUAUAGAUACAAUUUAUUGUGAAUGCCAGAAAUAAAAACAACAACAAGUAUUUUAGACUGAUCCCCAUGUGUUCAUGUAAAAUAUAAACUGAGUGAAACAGAACACACUGUGACAAUGUACGAAUUAUCUGUUGUAACGGAUAUUGUAAUUGUUUACUAAACAACCCGAAAAUUGAAGUUAAGUGGACACUUCAACUGCAUAUAUAGAGAGAGACAGAAGUGAUUAUACGUAGUAUUCAGUGACCAGUUUGCAACAUGUUUCGAUUUGCAACGAAGUGUCCGAAGCUGACCUAUUCUUACAUUAUUGUGAUUGUAUUAUGGAGUUUGUGUCAGUACGUAGUACACGGGGCUGGAGACACUUUCAUCUGUAAUGGAGCGCCAUCUACGUUCAAUAACGCCGAGUCAGAUGCGCGUCUGGCGGCCAUGGAGGCCCGGAUAGAGCAGCUACAGAAGCUUGUCGACCGGAAGGAGAGCGGCCUUACCACUAUUCAAGGAUUGCCGAGAGACUGCGGCGAGAUCUACGCGAACGGAAGCCGAAAGGACGGCCUGUAUCACAUCUCUCCAGACGGCAGGUGCCCGUUCCUCGUCUACUGUGAUAUGGACCACAGCGGAUGGACAUUCAUACAGAAACGAUUGGACGGCUCCGUUAAUUUCUACCAGCCGUGGACAGAGUACGUUCGAGGCUUCGGUGAUGUCAGCAGUGAACACUGGCUGGGCUUGGAGAAGAUCCACCGCCUGACGCAAGGUGGCGUGGAGAUAUUCUUCAACAUAAGCACGUGGGAGGGCGGAUACGAGUUCGCGCAUUACAAGGUUUUCACCGUCCACGAGGCUGCCACCGCCUACCGGAUGAACGUGGACGCGUUCGGAUACGAGGGCAGCAUCAAGGAGCUUCUCAGUUACCAUGACAACAUGAAAUUUUCAACGUUCGACCGUGACAAUGACCUUAGCGUCAACAACUGUUGUCAGAAGUAUAUGGACGGUGGUGGGUGGUGGUACAAAGAUUGUUACCGACUCGGAUGUGUUAACGGCGUGUACGGAAAGAGGGAGGAAGGCGGAAUCGGAUACUGGGAUGCAAAACAUGUUCCUAUAAAAUCCGUCAACAUUAAAGUCAGACAGAUGGAGGGAACAUGCUAAACAAUACACUGUACAAUCACUAAAGGGAUUGCGACAGACGGUCAAUAUGGAAAUUUACCUAUCUAUUUAAUGUAAAGUUUCAGUAAUACAUUUAUUAUAUAUAUUCAAUGAAAACAAAACAUUUCUGAUGCACGGAAUAUUCUAAGUUAAAACACCAUGUUUUAUUGACCCGACCUUUAAACUUAAGAUUUAACCUUUGGGAGCCUGGAAUUCAAUCAUUUGAAUUAAACACAUAAUGGCUCUUUUAUCGAUUAAAAACUUCAGUCGUUAGGCGAUUAUUAGUUUAUUACACAUGCACAUGUAGGAUGCAGUGCCAAACAGUUGUUCAUGGGUUUAUUUAAAAGUCGAAUGUUGCCUCUGAUAUCGUGGACGACACAUUGGAAUCAGUGAGACUAGGGCUAGCUUAAUCCUAGUUAUUGAAUGUGCAUGAUUAUUAUCAAUAAUUGUUACAAAACGACAGAAAAUAAUAAAAAGCUUCAAGAACUAAAAAAAGAAGUUAUACUUGUUUGUAAUCAAUUCUCGAGGCGAAACAAUGCUGUACACAGUAGCAUUUAUGAGGUAAUAUAUGACGUGGUAUACACAUAAUGGUUUCACCGGCAUUAAUAAGUGUUGGGGAAACCAUCUUGGUACGGUGAGUGAAAAAGUAAGUAAGAACUCACGGGGGUGGGGGGAUAAAAAUCUGGACACAUUUGCUACACAUAUAUUAGACGUCCAGAAUCCAUGUCAUGGGCUGGAACCUUUACUUUAUCAAAGCUCUAUAUCCAAAUGGCGGGGCGAAGAUGCGA
Molecule: messenger RNA, 3582 nt
Organism: Mya arenaria
Lineage: Eukaryota; Metazoa; Mollusca; Bivalvia; Myida; Myidae
Product: microfibril-associated glycoprotein 4-like
Exons: 3
Coding region: 1919-2797 (292 amino acids)
Source: RefSeq, a predicted model, not a curated record